Messenger RNA from Bufo gargarizans (Asiatic toad), 927 nucleotides. RefSeq names its product vomeronasal type-2 receptor 26-like. Bases 1 to 927 code for a protein of 308 amino acids. The record is from RefSeq and is a predicted model, not a curated record. Gene Ontology annotation, molecular function: G protein-coupled receptor activity. Lineage: Eukaryota; Metazoa; Chordata; Amphibia; Anura; Bufonidae. Gene Ontology annotation, biological process: G protein-coupled receptor signaling pathway. The transcript has 4 exons. Gene Ontology annotation, cellular component: membrane.
AUGGCAGCGGUCGGCCCAUCACAAGAAAAUGAAGGCGAUGCCACAAUCAUGUACAGUAUGAACAUAGCAUCUGAGGGAUCCCAAAAGGUCGAUGUAGUGAACUUUGUCCUCCAGGAACCAGAAAGAUUCUCAGGGAAGGAUAUCACAUCUGCUGCUAUGACUGCGUCCCAUGCUCAGAAGGAGAGUUUACAAAUGUUACAGAAAUCUCCCAUUGUCAGAGCCAAUAACCAGAACCUCAGCUUCAUUCUACUGACCUCUCUCAUGUUCAGCUUACUCUGUGUGUUUCUAUUCAUCGGUCGUCCAGUGGAUAUAACCUGCAUGCUACGACAAAUCUGCUUUGGGAUCUUCUUCACAGUAGCUGUGUCUUCUGUCCUGGCCAAGACCAUCAUAGUCUGCAUAGCAUUCAAGGCCACCAGACCUGACAGCUCCUGGAGAAAGUGUAUGGGAGUUAAGCUUCCUUAUUCUGUAGUGUUGGUCUGUUCAUCUAUUCAGGUUCUGAAUGCAGUUAUCUGGUUGUCACUUUCUCCUCCAUAUCAAGAACUAAACUUGAAUUAUCCUGGGAAGAUCAUCCUCCAGUGUAAUGAAGGUUCCAUCUUGGCUUUGUACCUCAUGUUGGGUUAUAUGGGGUUUCUGGCGGCUUUGAGUUUUGUUCUGGCUUUUAUGGUGAGGACAUUACCUGACAUCUAUAAUGAAGCCAAGUUCAUCACCUUCAGCAUGCUGGUGUUCUGCAGUGUCUGGAUCUGCGCCAUCCCAGCCUAUCUGAGCAGUACAGGGAAGAACAUGGUUAUCGUAGAGAUCUUUGCCAUAUUGUCCUCAGGAGGUGGAAUAUUGAGCUGCAUGUUUUUACCUAAAUGUUAUAAUAUUCUGGUAAAGCCCAAAGUAAGCAAUAAAGGACAAUUUUUUGAGAAAUGUCCUCAAUACAAAUAA